Messenger RNA from Clupea harengus (Atlantic herring), 2871 nucleotides. It is a transcript of the gene rangap1b, whose product is annotated as Ran GTPase activating protein 1b. The record is from RefSeq and is a predicted model, not a curated record. Gene Ontology annotation, cellular component: cytosol; nucleus; perinuclear region of cytoplasm. Gene Ontology annotation, molecular function: small GTPase binding; GTPase activator activity. Gene Ontology annotation, biological process: activation of GTPase activity; nucleocytoplasmic transport; signal transduction. Lineage: Eukaryota; Metazoa; Chordata; Actinopteri; Clupeiformes; Clupeidae.
GAGCACCAUGGUUCACGCUGCUGAAGUUUUCAACCUGUUGCGAGAACGCGCGGGAGGAAGCCGAGGUCUGAGAACUGUGUCGUUUUUAAACAAAACCAAUCUUGGUAACCGAUUGCUGACCAAAUGGCGUCGGAAGACAUCAACGAGCUGACAGAGGCACUGGCCAGAACGCAUGUGGGUGAUGGAGAGUUAAGCUAUAAGGGACAAGGCCUGAAAUUGGACAAUGCGGAAUCUGUUGCUAAAAUCGUGCGUGCCAUAGAGGAGUUCCAGGGACUGCGAGCUCUGAGGCUUGAAGGAAAUACUAUUGGGGUUGAGGCAGCACAAGCAAUUGCUAAGGCUCUGGAGAGCAAAAGUGAAUUGCAGAAAUGUAACUGGAGUGACAUGUUCACAGGGCGCCUCCGGUCUGAAAUCCCUGCUGCCCUGAGAUCGUUAGGCAGUGCCUUGAUGACAUCAGGAGCCAGACUUACUGAACUGGACCUGAGUGACAAUGCCUUUGGGCCAGACGGGGUAAAGGGCAUUGAAACCCUUCUGAAGAGUCCAGUCUGUUACACCCUUCGCAAACUGAAACUCAAUAACUGUGGCAUGGGUAUUGGAGGAGGCAAGAUCUUAGCAGAUGCACUGAUUAAGUGCCAUAAGAAGUCCAGUGCCACAGGCGCCCCCCUGAGUCUGAAGAUGUUCAUUGCAGGCAGGAACCGUUUGGAGAAUGAAGGCGCCAAGGCACUGGCCAAGGCUUUCCAGUUGAUGGGCAGUCUAGAGGAAGUCCAUAUGCCACAAAAUGGGAUCAACCACAAAGGCAUAACCGCUUUGGCUGAAGCCAUGCUGCAGAACCCUAAUAUCCGAGUACUGAACUUCAAUGACAACACCUUCACCAAGAGAGGGGCACUGUCAAUGGCUCAGGCCCUCAGGAACCUCCGCAACGUCGAAAUAAUAAACUUUGGUGAUUGCCUGGUGCGGUCUGAAGGAGCUAUCGCCAUCGGUGCUGCACUGAGGGAUGGACUGCCCAUUGUCAAGGAGCUGAACCUGUCCUUUGGUGAACUGUCAGAGGCUGCGGCGCUGGUAGUAGCCAGAUGUGUGAAAGACAAAACCCACCUGGAGAAGUUGGAUUUGAACGGUAACUGCUUUGGUGAAGAAGGCUGCGAAGCAGUUAAAGAGGCUGUGGAGAGCAUGAACAUGGCAGACAUGUUGGGCUCACUCAGCGAUGAUGAAGGUGAGCCAGAUGAAGAAGAUGAUGAUGUCGAUGAAGAAGAAGAUGAGGAUGAAGAUGAUGACGAAGAAGAAGAAAUAGGGGAACAGAGUGGCGAAGAGGAGUUGGAGGAGAGUGGUCUGGGUGAAUCAAGCGCUAAUGGAAGCCCUGUGAAGCCAGACCCGGUGUCACCCACCUGUUGUCCAGAACUCCAGGCCUUCCUCUCUUCACCCACAGCAGAGAAGCUUCUGGAUCUUGGAGCCAAAAGGACACUUCUCAUAGAGCAGCAGGUGGAUUACUCCGAUCAUAGCAAGACUGCUGAUGCUUUUCUGAAGAUUUGCUCUGUGUAUAAAGAGGAACCUGAAGUGAAGAAAGCAGUCUUGGAAACCACAGAUGCGCUUUUGAAGAAGGCUCUAUCAGGUUCCUGCUUUCAGUCCUACAGCUUCCUCUCCUCUCUUAUGGUGAUGUUGGGGUUGUUGAAGGGAGAGGGCAGGGCUCAGAGGGUGAGUGUGAUGCCUGGUCACCUGUUGGCGCUGUCGCAUUCUGUGGAGCAGGAGUACUUCCCUCUGGACCAUGCAGAUGUGCUUCAGGCCUUUGUGUCAAAAAGUGGCAAAGCCUUAACCAGCUGUAGCAGUGCCCGUGAGACCCUACAGGCCGUACUGGACAGAAGGACUGCUGCUUAAGAGACCAGAGCAUGGAAGCUUCAUGGAGGAGCCUGGCAACCAUUGGACUGCCGAUCUCAGAAAAGGCUGCUGAAACGCAACAAAUGUACUUUGAUAGCUCUUUGAGAUUCCCCCGUGGUUUAUUUUGUAGAAACGUAGCAUUUUAACUGUAGUGAUGAGUUUAGUAAGACUUGUUUUUGCAACCGAACCCACAUCCUCCCAUGCCCAGAGGUGAAAACCACUCACAUAUAUCCACACAGCACAUGCAUCUUGUGUGUGUAACACAAAGAACAUGCGGCUAGCCUUUUCAGCUCACAGCGCUCUACUUUAUCACAGUGUCUUUGAUCGCAAACUCAAAUACAGGUCACCUUGAGGACCAUACAUCUGUUUAUGUAGAUUUGAAAAAAGACUGAAUAAUACGACUUAAGAUAUGCGACUGAGUGCCUCGUUUAUAUAUGAAGUGUAGAUCAGGACGAGGGGAGUUUUGGGUGUAAUCAAAAAUGGAGGUCAUUUUGUUUUUAUUUUACAUGUUAAUGUAUAUUUUUAUAGUUAAAGGGGAAAAAAUAAUAAAAAGUGAAACAAUAGACAUAAGGUGAACAGGGAAGAAAACAUAACAAAGGUGACUACUAACCAUUUUGCGUGUUUUUCUAUUGUGCAGCACUGCUUUACACAUUCCAAUUUCAAUUCUAUUUGUUUUUUAAAUUGAUUUUAAUUUGUGAAAAUAAUUAUGUGAGUGUACAUAUGCAUUUUAGAAAGCAUUUGACAAUAACAAAAUAUAUACUCAGGUGACUGAAGUAGGGAAAGAAAUUAAAGCAAGGUUGCUGAUGCAUGCCUUGAUAACAUUUAACUCACCUUACAAGAAGGAUCAGGUAUAAGAGAGUUUAGGUAUAAGUUUGUCUUGUGCACAUUAUCAAGCUAUGACCAUGAUAUAUUUGUAUUGAACUGGUUCAUGUUUGUGGUUUGUAUCGACUUUAACAUGCUCAGUGCCACUCAAUUAAAUGGAUACAAGUGCGUUUACAUUUUAAA